UGCAUACACUUACUAUUCAUAUACAAUCAUUAAUUUUUAUAUUGUGAGAGAGGGAGACGCAUAUGUGUGAAGUUGAAGUUGUUCGUUCUUAAGUAUAUCAGUUCAUUUUCGAUUUUCGGUUUGAAAUGUUGUCUGAAUACGGAUUCUAAUAACAUACAUACUUGUUUACAUUUAUAUUGAUAGCAAGCAGAAGUUUAUAUAUUUAUGUAUAUAUAUAGCUUGUAAUGCGGCAAUCCGUUCUUUCCGUGCUUUGUGAUUAGUUAAACAGUAUGCCAUAUUAUCAAAAUAUAUAAGAUAUCAAAAUGAACAACAACAACAACAACAACAACAAUAUUAACUCUAUGGACAACACAUGCGAUCAAGAUUAUACGGAAUUUCUCAAUGAAUAUCUGUUGCACACAAAUUUAACAUGCAACGAACCGGAAAUACAUUAUGAAGAUGGAGAAAUGGAAGCAGAGUGGCUAAUUUCAGCUGGAUAUCCAGAAUUGACACGGCCUUUUGAACAGGGUAUUGAGCUACGCUCGACAGAUCUUGAGCCUGUGUUAGCCACACUUUCAAAACCACAUGCUGAGGCGAUUAAGCAACGUGUGCGAGCAUUGAAUCAUACUGUUAGAGGACGCAGUAAAAACCGAUCAAAACGUAAACCUGACAUACGUGAUGUCUUUCGCGAUUUUGACGAGUCCAGUACCGGAACUCGAUCCCGAAGUGCCACACCAGACUCUUUAGAUUCCGUACACGGAGACGAUGUUUGGGGCAAUGCCUCAAUUCCAAGUUUUGCAAGCAUUUCUGACCACAGUACUACAAACUAUAAUGCCAGUGGAUUUCCUUCGGUGAACAAGCACUUAAAGCAGAAAAUUCGGAGAACUCCAAGUGCUCCAUUAAAAUGUUCCACGUCGACGGACUUAUUUCGCGGUUCGCAAGUACGUUGCGAUAUACCUAUGUACACAUCAGAAGGUAUUGAGUUGCUGGGAUUUUCGCGUAUUGGCACGCUACAUAUACCACGUAAUCGUUCUGGUUCGGAUCCAUCGUGUUCUAUUGGACGAGUUUGUGGACAAAACAUACCGGAUUCACUGAGUGAAAACAAUACUUCAUCUGGUGAUUCCAGCGACGAGUUUCUUCCAAGCACGGCGCCUAUGUCGUCGACGUUGUCGCCACCUGAGAAGAUACUAACCAAAAUUAACCUGGAUUCUACUCAGCAGAAAUUGCAAAACUCUCCGUCACCAAGAGACGGCAUCAGCUUUGAAAAUAUGUGCCGAGAAAGUUCUAGUCAGGAUGGUAUUGACACCGUAGACAGCAACAGCGUAAUCUUACAAGAAUACACCUCCGACAUUAGUACAAUCAAUGAAACGGAGCUGAAACGUUUGCAGCCAAUAUUUUGGCUGGAACUAGCCACAGUCUUUGAUCGCAAUCAGGUUUCGCUAGACAAACGAAAACCCUUCAAAAGACGUCGCAAGGAGGAGGGCAGCCUGUUUGGUGUUUCGUUAAAUGCACUUAUACGGCGUGACCAGCAAAUAUCCGGUAUGGACUCAACAUUAGUGCCCCAAUUUCUAGAGGGUCUACUUGAAGAGCUGAUAAAACGAGGGGCAAGAGAGGAGGGUAUUUUGCGUGUGGCUGGACAAAAACAUAAGACUGAAUUAAUUUACAAUGAAUUAGAAUCAAGUUUUUAUCAAAAGCCAGAAAAAUUCGCACAGUUGCUUAGCAGUGCAAGCGUACAUGAACUAAGUGCAUUGCUUAAGCGUUGGUUACGCGAACUACCCCAGCCAUUGCUUACUAGCGAACUUAUACAACUUUUCUAUCAAUGUCACACAUUACCCCCAACGGACCAAAUACGUGCAUUGUCUAUUUUAUGCCAGAUGCUUCCACACGAAAACCGCAACACUCUCCGUUCCAUUUUACGCUUUCUCAACAUAAUUAUUGAUUUGAAAGAUAUCAAUAAGAUGAAUUUACAUAAUGUAUCCACGAUAAUUGCGCCAUCAUUUUUUCCUCCACGUUAUAUACAUCCGAUGGAUAAGAAUUGCAUUGAAGAGCAAGUUAAAAUGGCCGCAUUAUGCUGUCGCUUAACGAACGUUCUGAUUACACGGGGCGAGAGCUUAUUUCAGGUUUCUGAUAAUCUCAUUGCGGAGUCACGUAACCAAAAAGUUCGACAGGGUAAACGUGGACAUCGGCGGGCAGUUAAGACUCCCUUAGCCCACGCGAGAGCGACGCCAGGUCCAACUACUGAAAUUGAUAUUUCUAGAAAUAGUACGAGCGAGGGUCACCGCCCAACCUUUAAUCCAAGUCAUGUUCAUCGUUUCGUGGUCUAAGCUGGAUAGGUCACCGCGUGCUACGUCUGUUUCAAGUUUUUUUCUACAUUUAAUUUUGAAUAUACUAAUGGAAGUAUGUUAGCUUACAUUAGUUCUAAUACACAAAUUUCUUCAGAAAGGACAAUUUUAUUUUGAAUACCACAAGAAUUUUCAGUAUCUAUGAAUUGAAUACUAAAAUUAUUACUUUUUUA
Molecule: messenger RNA, 2494 nt
Organism: Drosophila hydei
Lineage: Eukaryota; Metazoa; Arthropoda; Insecta; Diptera; Drosophilidae
Gene: conu
Product: rho GTPase-activating protein conundrum
Exons: 9
Coding region: 303-2303 (666 amino acids)
Biological process (GO): signal transduction; regulation of actin filament polymerization; regulation of small GTPase mediated signal transduction
Cellular component (GO): cytoplasm
Molecular function (GO): GTPase activator activity
Source: RefSeq, a predicted model, not a curated record